This is a messenger RNA of Marmota monax (woodchuck), 9132 nucleotides long. RefSeq names its product nuclear FMR1 interacting protein 2 (gene Nufip2). Gene Ontology annotation, molecular function: RNA binding. The record is from RefSeq and is a predicted model, not a curated record. Bases 95 to 2185 code for a protein of 696 amino acids. The transcript has 4 exons. Lineage: Eukaryota; Metazoa; Chordata; Mammalia; Rodentia; Sciuridae. Gene Ontology annotation, cellular component: cytoplasmic stress granule; nucleoplasm.
CGCUCAGAUAUACUGAGCGAGCUCUGAGAAGCAGCCUCAGAUCCUGACGGUGCAGCAGCCCGCAGCCUCAGCCAGGGAGUCCCAGCCGCUUUCAAUGGAGGAGAAGCCCGGCCAGCCACAGCCUCAGCACCAUCACAGCCACCACCAUCCGCACCAUCAUCCUCAGCAGCAGCAGCAGCAGCAGCCGCACCACCACCACCAUUAUUAUUUCUACAACCACAGCCACAACCAUCACCACCACCACCAUCACCAGCAGCCUCACCAAUACCUGCAGCAUGGAGCCGAGGGCAGCCCCAAGGCCCAGCCAAAGCCGCUGAAACAUGAGCAGAAACACACCCUCCAGCAGCACCAGGAAACGCCGAAGAAGAAAACAGGCUAUGGUGAAAUAAAUGGUAAUGCUGGAGAAAGAGAAAUAUCUUUAAAGAGCCUGGGUUCUGAUGAAGCUACCAACCCUAUUUCCAGGGUCCUCAAUGGCAACCAGCAAGUUGUAGACACUAGCCUGAAGCAGACUGUAAAGGCCAGCACCUUUGGGAAAGCAGGAAUUAAAACCAAGAAUUUCAUUCAGAAAAACAGUAUGGACAAAAAGAAUGGGAAGUCUUACGAAAACAAAUCUGGAGAAAACCAGUGUGUAGAUAAGACCGAUACUGUAGCAAUUCCAAAUGGUGUCGUAACAAAUAAUUCAGGCUACAUUACUAAUGGUUAUAUGGGCAAAGGAGCAGAUAAUGAUGGUAGUGGAUCUGAGAGUGGAUAUACCACUCCUAAAAAAAGGAAAGCUAGGCGCAAUAGUGCCAAGGGUUGUGAAAACCUUAAUUUAGUGCAGGACAAAAUAAUGCAACAAGAGACUAGCGUCCCAACUUUAAAGCAGGGACUUGAAACUUUCAAGCCUGACUAUAGUGAACAAAAGGGAAAUCGAGUAGAUGGUUCAAAGCCCAUUUGGAAAUAUGAGACUGGGCCUGGAGGAACAACUCGAGGAAAACCUGCCAUGGGUGAUAUGCUUCGUAAAAGUUCAGAUAUUAAACCUGGUGUGAGCAGCAAAAAGUUUGAUGAUCGGCCCAAAGGAAAGCAUGCCUCAGCUGUUGCCUCCAAAGAGGACUCAUGGACCCUAUUUAAACCACCCCCAGUUUUUCCAGUGGACAAUAGCAGUGCUAAAAUAGUUCCUAAAAUAAGUUAUGCAAGCAAAGUUAAGGAAAACCUCAACAAAACUAUACAGAAUUCUUCUGUUUCACCAUCUUCAUCUUCAUCUUCUUCGUCAUCUGCUGGGGAAACUCAGACCCAGUCUUCAAGUCGGUUAUCCCAGGUCCCUAUGUCAGCACUGAAAUCUGUUACUUCUGCCAACUUUUCCAAUGGGCCUGUUUUAGCAGGGACUGAUGGAAGUGUGUAUCCUUCAGGGGGCCAGCCACUGCUAACUACUGCUGCUAAUACUCUAACACCCGUCUCUUCUGGAACUGAUUCAGUACUCCAAGACAUGAGUUUAACUUCAGCAGCUGUUGAACAAAUUAAGUCUAGCCUUUUUAUCUAUCCUUCAAAUAUGCAAACUGUGCUGUUGAGCACAGCACAAGUGGAUCUGCCCUCUCAGACAGAUCAGCAAAACCUGGGGGAUAUCUUCCAGAAUCAGUGGGGUUUAUCAUUUAUAAAUGAGCCCAGUGCUGGCCCUGAGACUGUUAUUGGGAAGUCAUCAGAUCAUAAAGUGAUGGAGGUGACAUUUCAAGGAGAAUAUCCUGCCACUUUGGUUUCACAGGGUGCUGAAAUAAUCCCCUCAGGAACGGAGCAUCCUGUGUUUCCCAAGGCUUAUGAGCUGGAAAAACGGACUAGUCCUCAAGUUCUGGGUAGCAUUCUAAAACCUGGGACUGUUAGUGAGAGUGGAGCCUUAUCCUUGGAACCCAGUCAUAUAGGUGACCUGCAGAAAGCAGACACCAGUAGUCAAGGUGCUUUAGUGUUUCUCUCAAAGGACUACGAGAUAGAAAAUCAAAAUCCUCUGGCCUCUCCUACGAACACUUUGUUAGGCUCCGCCAAAGAACAGAGAUACCAGAGAGGCCUAGAAAGGAAUGAUAGCUGGGGUUCUUUUGACCUGAGGGCUGCUAUUGUAUAUCACACUAAAGAAAUGGAAUCUAUUUGGAAUUUGCAGAAGCAAGAUCCCAAAAGGAUAAUCACUUACAAUGAAGCCAUGGAUAGUCCAGAUCAAUGAAGGACCAGACUGCCUGUUUGUAACCUUUCUGCAGCAUUAGAGCCACCAUUCAUGGGGGACACAAGGCUUUUAUGCUCCUAGAUCUUCAACGCAGCAGAGGAACCAUAAGUAGAAUCACAGGAUAAUAUAUACAAAUAUAUAUAUAUACAUUUAUAUAUAUAUAUAUAGUUAUUUAAAAAAAGGCAACUGAAAGUAAUUAGACUUCUUAAGGAAUCAAGUUUAUUUCAAGAGACUACACAUGGUUAUUUAAUCUCCGGUACUGAAUAGUUUGUUGUGUUUUUUUUUUUUUUUUUUUUUUUCCUCUCUCUUUUUUUCUUUUCAUUUGUAAGUUUUUGUUUAAGUGUGAAUGCAAGUGAUUAAUGAAUACAGACUUACAAGCGUGGUUCUAAAGUUCCUGCUGUCAUCAACUUGGGCAACAAAUGACCCACUGGAAAGGCAAAUCCACUUAAAAGAUCUCUGAAUCUUGUUCUGUGACUAAAGUGAUACACUAAUCAUGGGGAACCCAGAUGAUUCAACAUUAUCCCCUACUCCUCCCUUGAUCUUUUGGUUUUACUUUAAGCCCUGCGAGAAUGCUGGAUAAAUGCCUUGAAGUUUGCAGGGGUGUAUUUUUUUUUUUUUUUUAGCAAAUAUGAUUUGCAUGUCUUGCCAGGAGUUUAAGCAGCCUCUGUGGGGUAUUGGGGAAAUCUUUUUGUUCUUUCCUUUUGUUUUUUGUGGGGUGGGGAUAGGGGAGGGCAUUGAAGUUCUACAAUUCUGGAGUAGUUGGUGGGCCAUAGUUAACUUGUUUUGGUUAUAUGUUGAACUUUUAACAACUGAAGAAUCCAUGAGUGUCAUUUAAAGAAAAGUUGCAGAACAAGCAAUUGGCUUAGUUAUGGGGGGAAUCCUUUGCCCAUAUUUUAAUGUAAUUGUAUAACUGGGAGCAAAAAUAUAUUCUGCUUUUCAACUGUAGGUGCUCCAGACUUGCUCUCUGUCACUAACACUAAAUGUGCAGUUUUCCUUGUUUUUCAUCAAACAUCUAAGAGAAACUUGUACUUUUCUGUAAAUUCUCUUGAUUUCUCAGCAAAAUCUAAAAGGGGAAGAAAAAAAGGCAAUGAAAACUAAACUUUUCAUGUUUUUAGCCAGUGAGGAGGUAAUAAACCCUGCUUAUAGAAGGUGUGCUUUCAUGCAAAUUAUACUUCUGAGCUUAUUAGCUUCUAAUUAUAUCUUAGUAAAUAUAUUUUAUUACUAGAGCAAAAUGGGUUUUUAAGGAAAAUAAUGUGAAAUUCUGAAAUUUUCUUUUGGGCAGAAAAGAGCAUUAGCCCUGUCUUAUCAUCACAUUGCCAUCCUGUUGCACUGCAGCUUGUGUAUAGCAUGCUGAAAUAAAUUUUUUGUGUGUGUGUGUGCAGAAACUAAGGGUCCAAUUUAAGAUUGGGUGAUGUUAGUGAUAUAAUAACAAGUUCUCUGGCCUGACACAGCAUAACAUCACACACACAUAUACACACAGAGAGAAAUUAGUAUAUCCAUGUAUGUCAAAUACAGGUUAAAAUAGCAGGGCAUUUAUAUAGAGUUGUAGUCUUCUAAUAAAGUAAGCUGGAUCCCCUAGGAAUAUCUGGGGAGAAAGGAACUGCUUUUUUUGCUCUACCCCUUUGCUUAAGAAAUGUCCAGUUUUGAGUGACUGUAGUAUGGAUGGUUUUCUUGUUUUGUUGAUUAUUUGAGGCUUUUAAUAAGUAGUUCAUGAAAGAAGCUGUUGGACUCAAUGUAGAGUAGAGAAAAUAUCUUUUUAGUCUGGAUUUCUGCCCUGCUUAGAUUUUUAAAAAAGUUAUAAGCAUGGAUUGCCAAUUCCACUUGAUGUAAACAAAACUUUUUAUACAUAAUAUAUAUAUAUACAUAUAUAUAUAUAUAAAAUAACUUAUUGUAUCAGUCCAGGUUCAGAAACUUGUGGUAGGCCAGUUCCAGAUAGUUUCAUUUCACCUGUAAACUGUAUCACUUUUACUGAUAUUGUAAUUUUCAAAUGUAUAAUAUGUUUACAGAUGUGCCCUGCAUUUAGUCUGCCUUGUUCCUAUUUUGAUUUUUGUUGAGUCUCCUGCCUGCUUGCCAAAAGCUAGGAUGCUUCAGGCCCAUGUACAAUUGAAAGCAGAGGCAUCCUUGAGCUUUAAAGCAUUGAACAAACUGGAAAAUGCAACAUACCACAUACUGAAGUGAAAAAAAGUCUUGUGUUUUGUGUUUUUUUUUUUUUUUUUAAUAAAAAUUUUCAAAAAGUUUAAAAAAAAGAUAAAAGGUUGAUUAAAGAAAAAAAAAAGGCUCCAGUUUGUUUUACAGGUUUUAAAGUUCUGCUGUGUGUUCAAUUGCCUUGUGUAACCACUUGUCUUAGGGCCAGAUCCCCACCCUCACCCCACACCUCUUAUUUUUAAAUGUCCAUUUUGCUUGCCUGGAAUUUUAAAGUUUUUUUGUUUCGCAACUCACAAACUUUCUUGGUUUGUGACAUACAGAGUUGAAUGAACAUAUAUUUAAGAAAAAAAACACCCCAACCCCCAUCUGAAUUUACCUUGGAAGCAACAAUUAAAUACUUUUUAAAAAGUCUUUGCUUUCUUAAUUCCCUCCUAUAUCCCUCAGGCUUCUGGGUUCAGAGAAGCUGAAGAGAAUGUAACCCUUCUCUGUUUGUCCAAAGGUUUUUUUGAGUCUCAAUUCUAAAUGAAACAAUGCAACAUUUCACUUUUAUUUCUGAACUGAAAUUUAUAUGAUUAGAGGUAUAUAUAGUGGUUAGGAAUGUCUUAAUUUUCUGGGAACCCUAGUGCCCCAUCAUAUUAACCGUCAGUAUUUUUGGGCAUUGGGUUAAUGGACUUAAUUGCCUAGGUACAAGCAGGACUUUGGGACAAAUUCUCCUUUGUGCUGUUUGGUUACACUUAACUCUACUUGUUGCAAUCUUUCUCCUUAGGUCCUCACACAAUUCCUUACAGAGCACUUAUUAAAAAAAUCUGAAGAGUUGAUCUGUUUUCUGAUUAUUUUUGUGUAAGCUUCUAAACAAACUUCAGCUGUGAUUAAUUUAGCACAUUUAAAUAACAAUGUGUUUCAGUUCAUUAUAAAAUUUUCCUUCGACUCAGAGUAUUAGUACUGUAGCAUAAACCAAAUACAGUCUAGAGGGGAUUUUUAACAUCCCUCCAUUGAAAAGACUGAAAAAGCUGUGUGUGUCUAUGGGUGUGUGUGUGGUUGUGUGUAUGUGUGUAUGCAUGCAUGUUUGUGUGUUGGGUGCUUGUAUGUGAGGGAAGGAUAAAAGAUUAGUGAAUGUGUAUAAGACAUUAGUAUUCAGAAUGAAACUUGUAUUUAUUUUGUGCCAUUUGUUUUCAUUACACAGAAUAAAGUCAGGUGGUUUAAAUCCUUAAAAAGGGGUAGUAUUUGAAAAAUGGCACUAAGAAUGAAAUCAUGACCUAUUUUUUUAAUAGCUAUGAAGAUACUAAUUAUGGGUGAAGAUUUCUUUUUUUAAAUUUGUCUUGAUUGUAGGCUUUUGUGUCACAUGCCACUCUUGUGUAGAUGUCCCCACAAAAGACAGGGUGUAUUCAUCUUUCUCUUUAUUCACCCCCACUUUGCUGGACUGAAGUUAAUUGCAUAGCCUUUCCUCUAACCUCCUUAGUAAUGAACCAUUAACAUAAAAUAUAUUUACACCAUCUGUAGUAGCUCAUCUUCCUCCCCUGCUUUUUAGGAGGAGAUUGCCAAUAACUAGGGAUUUGUUAAUGGCAGCUUGUUUUACUUAUUUAUUUUUUUCCUUGAAAUAAAUGGCUAGUUUGUCUCCAUUUUAGAAUUUUGCUGUCCUUAAUCAUUUGCAUACUUAGUCACCACUCAGAAUCUGCAAAAACUUUAAAAAAAAGAAAAAGUGCUGCAUUUGUUUUUUCAAGUAACAGUUCUUAGGCAAAAUGACAAACCUCAGCUAUCAGAGUUGUCCACAAUACAAAAUGUGUUUCUUCAUAAAAUGACAUAGCAGCAGUAGUUUCAUAUUUGGCUAUUAAGUUUGUUGCUAACUCAUAUUAGAGGCAUCUAAUGGGUUUUUUUUUUUUUUCUGUAAUUGCCAAUAAGUUUAAAAAAAGAAAAAGCCACUUAGUGUGAUUUUGUCAUGGAACAAAUGGCCACAGGCAAGGAAAUUAUAAUAGGGCUUUGCUUAAUUUUAAAUUCCACCAAAUAAGGAGGGGAGUCAUUUUUUUGUAAGGCUUUCUUAGGAGAAAUAAGUUAAUUAAAAAGUGCAAUUUCCAAGGGAUAUGGGUAUAGGAGUGCCUCUGGGCCAUGUCCUCAAAUAACACAUGAUCCCUCAUGUGCUAACGGCAGAAUUGAUAUUGUAGUAGGACAAAUAUAUACAAGUAUGACAAUUUUUAUGGUAAGACCUGUUGGUGCUGCACCAGCAGGUGGAUUCUAAUAAGACGGUGUUUUCUGAUAGCCCUGCUUCUAGAUUUUAAGGAAAAGGAAAGGGCAGAGGACAAGGCUAGACUUUGCUGCUCUGAAUGUGCCAGAGGCAUGGUAGUUCUUAAAGUCAAUAUUGCUUUUAUUAAUUGACUGGGCACCAGGAUUCUUUUAUGGUGAAAAAAGAUGGGCUUCUGCUAUGAGUGUCUUUAAAGGUUUCUUUUUAAACAUCAGUCUGGUCAGAUGUGUGAGAACCAGAACCACCAGGAGCUGGUUUAAAGAAUGGGGAGCUGGUUUAAAGAAUGAUGAAACAUCGACUCUGCUCACUGCUUUACUGAGUUUUAAGUUCCACACCGUUUUGCUGCUCAAGAAAGAUCUUAAAGUAGUUAAAGGAUCCCAGCAAUGUUAUGAAUGCUUUUUUAAGUUGUCUCCAUAAUAAUAAACACUCAGUGAAGCAAGAAUGGUAUAUUGCUUUUAUAUUACUGGGAAUGUCAAAUAUGGGCUAGAAACUAUGGAACACCCAUCCUCAUGUGAUAGUUGCUGAUUCAAACUUCCCUCUUUAUACAUAAAGUUUUGUGUUCAGGGUUCUGAAGCCAUUUUCUGAUAGUGCAGUAUCCCUUUUCUACAGCCUUAUUAAAAACACCUACAAAUGUUUAUUUUCCAGUUCAGUUUUAACUUUCACUGUAUAUCUUAAGUUGUAGUCUAUAUAGACCAACAAAUUAACUUGAGGUAAAUUACAUAGCUUUCUAUAUACCCUUUUUUCUCCUCAGGUGCUAACAAACAAAGGCUCCAAAAAUGGAUACUGCUUUAGUAACAUCUGCUUUAUUAAAAUGCAUUAUUUGUUUUACUAGAUCUAGUGUAAAGAUUUGGUGUUAACAAAAAAGUUUUAAUAUGUAAAUAUGAAUGAUUGCCUUUAGUUUGCCCUUGUUUGUCUAAUGUCUUCUCAUUUAUAGAGGUGAAUCCUUUUAUGAUCUUGAGUACAUUUCGAUAGGUGUUGUGGUUUUUUUUUUUUUCUUUUUUUUUGAAUGAAAAUACAACUGUUUUCUGUCUUAGAUUAAUCCUGCUGCUGCUAUGAAAACUGAAAAUCAAGAAUGUGAUGCACUUUUUACAUUACUAUAUACCAUACAUAUACCAUAGGUUGCUUUGGUACCUUUUCUGUAGCACAGCCACUAACAAAAGUGAGUGAAAAAAAAGUUAUCUUUGGGAGGGAAUCUGUACAAGUAGCUAAUCCAUAGUUGGUAUUGGCCUAUGAAUGACAAUAACUUAGGAAAGUAAAAGAUUUGCUUAAUAUUACACUUUUUGGCCUUAAGACGUCUUCUACUACUGAAAAAUAUUUUAAAUCUUAGUUUUGUUUCUAUUAUUCCCUUUGCCUCAAAAAGAGGAAGAAUGACUUAAAGAAGUUGCUGUUCUUUUAGAAAACAAUUAUCUGCUGUCUGAGCUGGGGAACUUACUUUUUGCUUAUAUACAAAAGAGAAUGCUGUUCUAAACCAGUCAGUUUUAGUUAAAUCAGUCAAAAUUCCCAACUCUUCUGUUUCUCUAGUAUAUUUUUACUUAGCAAAGGUAAACUUUAAAUAUAGUAGGAAUGCUACUUGAAAAAAGGAAAAGAAUUUCUCAAGCACAUCCCCAAACUUGAAGGAGAUGGAACCCAAAACAGUGCAGGGGAAACACCAAACGAGGUGGAGGAAUAUGAGAAUGAUGUGUGGUCCAAAGCUAUCUGGUUAUAUUUUGAUGUUGCCAAUAUCGCAGAGCCAAAAUUUUAAUUUGCUUAUUUAAUAUAUUUGUUGGCCAGAGAUCUAUUUUUAUAUCAAUGUGCCUUGCAUGUAUAUUAAAAAAUUUUUGGAAAGACCAUGUAGUAAUGCCUGAGAUAGUUGAUGGUUCUUAACCACCUCACUAAUUUUUAUGCAGUAUGAAAUGCUCAUUCUAUUGCCCAACUGGUGCUCUCUGUUAAAAGUUAUAGAUCUUGUCAAACUGGAACUAUUUUAUAAACUGGGGAAGUGAUUUUCUUUUUUCUUUUUUUUUUUUUUUUAAGUCUGUUAGUGGCUAUUCUGUAGCGGGAAAUAGUAAAAGGAUUCUUCACUUCCUUUCCUGCCCCUUUAGCACCUUCUUUAAGUAAUGUGAUGACACCAUUUCUUGUGUGCUUUGAAAAAAGUUUGAGCUUGCUGUCUCCUUUAGUGUUAUAAAAAGUGUUGUUAAGCAUUGUUUGCAAAGUAUAGGGAGAUAAUGGAGUCCAGGUUAAUUGGGAAUUCUGUGUGAGCUUUAAUCCAAGUUAUUGGCUCUUUCCAACUUAAAUUUUUUUUAUUGUUAAAGCACCUUGCUUAGAAAAUUUUAAAUACUUAUGUCUGCAACAAUUGUCUCAAAAUGAUAAACUGUGCAAUUCUUGUCAUUAAAAACAAAAAGAUCUGAACUGAACUCUCCCUAAUGUGACUUGUUAGUUUCUCUGUAUUUCCUGCCAGUGUAAAUGUGAAAAGCUUUGCUUGCAUUACGUUUUAGAAAUGCAUUUUGCACACUUGAAUUUUGCUGAAGCUCCGUGAAAAGGUUAGAUCUAAGUAGAUGAAUAAAGCUAUGCACAUGUUUUGAAAGUUUAA